AUGUAUACGGUUACUCGUGUUUUCAUCAACAAGGAUAUUGAUGAGAUUAACCAGUUUAAGAAAAGUUUCAUUGCACAACUGUCAUCCGAGAAAUCGUCCGAGUACUCUGGUCUGAGUUCAACUGUAAUGAAAUCUCCUACCGACGAGUUUCUAACGGAUAUUAACUUCAGUACUAUAGGAGCCCUUACCGAAAUAACUGAGAAAAAAAUUGUUGUCGUUCUGGGCACCAUAAAGAGUUUUGCUUCGGAAAGUGAAUGGUUUUAUAAUGCAUGUAAGAAUUGCAAUUGCAAGGUCUCCACCAAGACGGUUGAAAAAGAUAAAGCUGAUGGAACUGAUGGUGUUGAGGAGGUUGUUAUCCUCGAGUGCAAGAAUGCGCCAUGUAACAAGAAGACCGUCUAUUCCGUUCCCAGGAUAAAGGUUCUAAUCCGUGUUCAAGAUUGUACGGGCAUUGUAACUCUUACCAUGUUUGAGCGUGAGGUCGUAAAGCUUCUCAAUGUUAACGCCAAUCAAUUGCUAGACAAGAACUUGGAGUUGGCUAAUGAAGGAAGAUUCCCAGAGGAACUUAAAGCUUUACUCGGAAAGAAGUUGGCCUUCAAGAUCGCUAUAAGUUUGUAUAACAUCCAAAAGAAGUCUGAUGGAUACUCUGUUUCCAAAUUAACAGAUAAUCCAACCGUGAUCUCGGAGCUGGAUAGGAAUUUUGAUGUAUUCCAGCCUGCUGAUGAAGACCGUGAAUAUGGUGGUUUGCCUGUUAUAGAGCCAACAAACAAUGAUAUCGCCAAGGAUUCUGUUUCCCGUACUGGCGAUGAUGUAACUCCAAUAUCUAAUUUGUCCAGAAGCUUUUUUACAACAUACAUGUUGGAUGGGGACAAUACCAGUAAUAUGCGCAUGGAAAAGGAGUUAAAGCGGAAUUUGGAUAGCGUUUAUGAGUAUGAUGGGAUCUCUUCGCAAUCUUCUUCCAAACCAAAAAAAUGCGGCGUUGAGGUAGAUGACGGUGUUGAUCUUGAUGUGACCGUUCGUCGUGUGGAUCCGGGUGUUGAAGAGUAGUUACUGAUAACAAACAUAUAAUGAGCAUCUCAUUUGGUUUAACUUUUAAUGUUUUGGUUUUAUCAUUCUCAUUA
Molecule: messenger RNA, 1118 nt
Organism: Helianthus annuus (common sunflower)
Lineage: Eukaryota; Viridiplantae; Streptophyta; Magnoliopsida; Asterales; Asteraceae
Exons: 7
Coding region: 1-1044 (347 amino acids)
Source: RefSeq, a predicted model, not a curated record